This is a messenger RNA of Sphenostylis stenocarpa, 1215 nucleotides long. The record is from the annotation of a GenBank genome assembly. Lineage: Eukaryota; Viridiplantae; Streptophyta; Magnoliopsida; Fabales; Fabaceae.
AUGCAGAAGCAGGGCAUUGUCACCAUUUUGGGCUCUAACAAUGAUUCUGCCACUUCUCUUCGACGCACUCUAUCCGCAGACAUGUCUUCCAAGAGAUGGCUUUCUCAAAACGGGUUUUCUCCAAUGAAAAAGAUCGCCUCCUCAGAAGCACUCUCUCACUCACUUGCAGAAACCACUGUUGAUGACUCAUCAUCUUCGUCAGAAGAUGACAACAGCGAAGAAAUGAAACAAAACCGGUUCCAACUUUUGAAUACGAUUCAAAAGGAGGAGAAUGUGGAGAAACCGGGAGAGUUUGAUACAUGGAGUUCAAUUUUGUCGAAGACAGACAAAGAAAGCUCCAAAUUAACUAUCACUCCUUAUGUUCACCCACUUGUGAGAAGGUCAAAGAGCUGUUUGAGUGAAAAGAGUCUCGAGAUAUGCACGGAGAGUCUCGGAUCCGAAACUGGCUCAGAUGGGUUCUCUUCUUAUUCACCAUCUGAGACAGAUGAUUCCGAGGAGGAGAAGGAAGAAAAAGAAGAGGAGGUGAAAGAGAUAGAGACAGUGGAAAUUACACACGUGGAAGAGUUUCAAGUGCGCAAACAAAACCAUGCCGUGAAAAAGUCUUCUCCUCGUUCUUUUCCUCCGCCACUCCCUUCACUUCACAUGCGGUCCCACCGCGACAACGGAAGGUUGUUCAUACAAGCUGUGUCCGUUCCUUCACAGAUCAAUUUUUUCGCUCAACGAGAAAAUGGUCGUCUUGUCCUCACUUUUGCUGAAAUGUCUGAAGAAGAAGAAGAAGAAGAGUUUGAGGAAGGAGAUGAUGAGUCAGAGGAACUUGAGUGUUGUGAGAAGGAGCAACAGCAUGAACCCAUGUUGUUGUCUAGUGGGAUUGGAUUAGCAUUGAUGAUGAACAAACCGGGUGGAGUAGGUAAUUUUGAUAGAAGUUCAAAAUGGUCGGAGAAGUUCAACAAUGUGGUCAAUUUUAAGAAUAUUGAUGUGACACAACAUAGUCCUCUGCCACCAAGGCCAAGGGUUCGGUUAAUUCCCUCAUCUUCAGGUGCUUUCAAUGCUUUUGAAUACUACCGGAAAACCAAGCCCACGCCAAAAACUGUUUCUUCUCCUAACACAUUUACCUUUCAACACAACAAUCACUCUUCCUUAGAGAACAAUUCCAAGAGUUGCAAGGAUUCUAGGAGGUCUUUUCUGUUCUGGGAACCCUAUUGCAUUGCUACAUAA